AUGCAUCCAUUCAUGGUUUCGUUCCGCGCUCUGUUCGUCGCCGCCACCGCUGCGCUGGUCGGCUCCACCGCCGCCACCGAGGCUGCCGGCGCCAAGCUGCCCGUCUUCUUCUUCCACGGUGCCACGGGCAACAAGACCAACGGCGCCGAGAUCGAGGCCAACCUCAAGGCCGAGGGCCGCACGUACGUGGCCCUCGACUUCUGCCAGAACGCGUGCUCGGUGCGUACGGCCCUGUCGACCCAGGUGCAGAUGGCCAUCAAGCAGAUCCGCGGCAUCGUGGCCGCGAGCCCCGCCACCUACGCCAACGGCUACCACUUCCUGGCCCACUCGCAGGGCGGCUCGGUGGCCCGUGGCGUGGUCGAGGAAAUGGACGACCACAACGUACACUCGUACAUCUCCAUGGCCGGUGACGGCCAUGGCAACUUCUUCGGCCCGCAGGCCUCGGACGCCGUGCCGCUCCAGGUGCUGCUGCAGGCCCUCGGCCCGUACGCCAUCGACAAGGCCGACUUCGACUUCGCCAAGUACGCGGCCGACUCGACCUCGUGGAAUGGCAAGUUCCAGAGCGACCUGAUCCAGACGAUCACCACGAACCAGGCGCUGCAGGGCAAGAGCUCCAUCGCCAACAUCAUCACGCCCCCGCUGGCCGGCGCCGCGCUCAACAACUGGCUCGACAACGACCCGUUCCUGCCCAAGGUCAACAACCUGCAGAACUGCGGUGCCGACGCCAAGUGCAAGGCCGACCAGGCCCGCCGCAAGGCCAACUUCUCCAAGCUCAAGGCCGCGCACUUCUUCGCGUCGCCGCAGGACGACGUCCAGGCCCCGUGGCAGACCUGCAUCCUGGGCAAAUACUCGACUGUGGCCACCCUGGACGAGAUCGAGACCAAGUUCGCCGACUUCACUAUUGUCCCCAUGAAGGAGACCGUCGAGUACACGGACGACCUGUACGGCCUCAAGACGCUGGACACGGCCGGCGCUCUCCACAUCCACGAGGUGCCCGACGUGCCGCACAACUGCUGCCCGCCGAACAUGACGCGCGCCUCCCGCGCGGAGAAGCCCAGAGCUGUCGCGCAGUCGCGGCGCUCGCACAGCGCGCGCUUCAGGUCGCCGACGGUGGUGAAGCGCGGGUCCACGUCCACGAACUCCGUCGACUGGUCGGGGAACACGCCCUUGACGUGCAGCAGGCCGCCGCGCACAGACGCGUUGACCACGGGCUCCAGCAGACGCGCGUCGUCUUCGGCUUCAACAUCCUGCGGCUCGUUGUCUGUGCCCAUGACGUCGUCGUCGUCGAGGCCGAACCUGGUGGAGGAGCCCGACGGGAGGCUCUCGGCCGCCGAGCUGUCGAGCGCCAGGCCCGACGCGCCUGCAGUGGGCGCAUCGCCGAGAGACGCCAGAAGACUCAGCGACUGGUCCGCGCUGUCGAUCAGGCGCUGCACCGCCGCGCUGCGCCGCGCGCUGGCGCCGCCGGAAGAGGAGCGUCCCGCCAUCGAGUGGAUGGAUUCCAGAACGUUUUUGCGUAUCAAGAGUUCAGAGCAGCCGAAUUUACGACCACCUAACAUGAGCCUGGCAGAGGACGCCGUUCUGCUGGACAAGUCCCCGUUCCCGCCGCUGCAGUUGUCGUACGAGGAGCAGCAGCACUGCCAUGACGUGAGCCUCCAAUUGCUGGAGCGAGUGCUGCGCAGCUACGACGAGCGACUGGCCGGAAUCACGCCGCGGCACCACGCGAAUCUCGACAGCGCGCGCUGGAAGCUCGAGAAGACGCAGGAGAAUGCGUCAAUGUACACGGAACGCAUCCGCCACGUUCGGUCGGACCUCCAUCUCCCCGACGAC
Molecule: messenger RNA, 1827 nt
Organism: Phytophthora sojae
Lineage: Eukaryota; Oomycota; Peronosporomycetes; Peronosporales; Peronosporaceae
Exons: 2
Cellular component (GO): lysosome
Molecular function (GO): thiolester hydrolase activity
Source: RefSeq, a predicted model, not a curated record